UAGCAAUCAACCUCACCCAACGACUACUAGUACGCCAUCCAGUACAAUACCGUAUCCCAUGCCUAGUAACAACCAAACAUCGCAUCACCCCCAGCACUUCCAUACAUUGCAUCAUGAAGACCUUGAGGCAGGACACCACCAUCCCACGACCAGCCAAGAAGCGUCCAAAGCAGUCCAGGACUACCUGGACCUAGUGCGCGUCGAAAUUGGCGACCAAGACGAGCUCUACCGCCAGUUUAUGGAUGGCCUGCAGUCCUUCUUGGUUGAAGUCCCGGAAAAGUAUCGCCGCAUGCUGGAGAUAUUUCAAGGGCGCCCGUCGCUGGUCGCGGGGUUUAACAUCUUUUUGCCCGACAUGUACCGCAACUACGACCUCACGCCCCCCCGCACGUCGUCCUUUGGCCCGUUUGCAAAGCAACCAGUUGCUACACCCCCACCUGCACCUAAGAGUACUGCUGCACCUACUGCGCGUACUAGCAGCAAGCAGCCGUUGAUAUGGUCCACGUCGUCCCUGGUCCCGCACUGCACGACGACGACGGCCGAAUAUGUGGAAUCACUGCACUCGCCCAAGUCCCGUCCGUCGUUUUCGUUUGGGAAACCGACCACGCAGUCCAGCUCGACGGUGGUCGCCGAAAGCCCCUUCAUGGACGCAGCCCCCCAAGCCCCCACCAAGAGUAGUCACGAGCAAAAAUUGUUUGGCCAGCAGGGCUACACCCCCCCUCAAUUGCCGCCAAAGGGACGCCCCACGCAAGUCGCAGCGGUGCCUCGGGCCAUGCCGGCUAAGUUAGGCGACUUUGGGUCGUUCUCGCUGCCUCUUGCCGCCACUGCGUCGACACCGCCGUCAUCGACUGGGCUGAACUUCUUUUCGUCCAACACUCACAAGACUGGGUUAAGCUUUUCCUCCACCAAACCAUUGCCUGGGUUCGGCAAGCCUGCUGCGGUGACUACUCCGUCUAGCCAUGCGUUCGAGCGGGCAGCUACUACCACCCCCGCUGCGGUGACCCCCCAAGCCGCCCCCCCAUCAUCGGACUGGUUGGUGUCGUUUAACUCGCCGACUCCGGGCAAGACGACGCCAGAGCUCACGUCGCCAUGCUACGAGCUCAACGUCCCUGGCUCAGCGCCGUCGUCUUCGUUUGGAUGUCAUCACCCGACCAAGGUACACAUGCCGUGGACUUUUACUCCUGCAACCACCGCGCCCGCCGCGGUGUCUUCGCUCGCCACCACCGACUCGUUUGUGCGCAUGGUGCACCAGCGCUUCCACGCAAAUCCUGCCAAACUGUCGACGUUUCAAACGCUGUUGAGCCAGCUACAGCGUCACUAUUGCACGCAGUCGCACCUGCUAAUGCAGCUAUGUGCUACGUUUGGCCACCAAGCCAACGACGACUUGCUCGGCCAAGUGGCCACGUUCCUUCAGCUGUCGUGUUCCCAUCACAGCAACAGCCAAUCAAAGCAGACGAGUAAUAGCUGGCCCACUCGAUGCGCGCACGUCAUGGACGGGUCCGACGUCGUGCCACUGAUGGCAUUCAACUCGACAACAACAACGUUGGCCCAGUCCCCCCGCGGGUUGUUCCAUCGCCCGAGCAACGACGCCACCCAGCCGUCUAGUCCCUUUUCCACCCAUGCAAACCAACCGUCGAACACGUCGGAUGAGCGCGUGGUCAAGCUCGGGUUCCAAGCCCAUUUUCAUCGCAUCCGCGUCCGCGCGACGAGCUUUACCCUGGCCGACCUCGAAGCGCUGUUUCAUCACAAGCUUGAAUUAACCCCUGGGUCGUUCACGAUCAAGUACAAGGACAACGACGGCGACUACGUGCAUGUGGACACUGUCGCAGACUUCAACGAGGCCAUGCAUCUAGCGGAAACAACAAAGCGAUUCCGUUUCGAUGCGCUGCCUGUACAACCCACGACCACGACGGAGGCGGCCGUGGCUUCCCCGGAACCAUCGUUGGUGGAGGACACAUGCGUGUCCAACCAAUACGACGAGUCCGUCGUUGGUGACGAAGAGGUUGAUGUCCACGAGGAGCCUGUGGACGACGCGAGCCAAGGGGACUGGCGCCACACCCCUGAACCCGACACUGAUUCGGAACAACCUGCAGCUGUUGUUGUUCCGGACGAAGAACUUGAAGUGUCCACCACUGAAGCAAGUGCCUUGACGGCAGAGCAUGCGUUGAAGUGGGCUGCGCAGCUGGCGGUGGUGCAAGAAGUGAUUCCGACUGCGAGUGGUCAAGAUGUUGUGCGCAAGUUGGAAGCAGCCAAAGGCAAUUUGCAAGUGGUCGUGAACCAGUUGGUGGACAUGUGAGGGCCCUUUCUCGGAACGUAAAGUCAUGUCAGUCUCGAGUAAAGCUACAGUUUGGCUCUGUGUAACCAUCAAAUACAUAGUAGAUUUCUUAACU
Molecule: messenger RNA, 2387 nt
Organism: Aphanomyces astaci
Lineage: Eukaryota; Oomycota; Saprolegniomycetes; Saprolegniales; Verrucalvaceae
Exons: 2
Coding region: 59-2293 (744 amino acids)
Biological process (GO): regulation of DNA-templated transcription
Molecular function (GO): protein binding
Source: RefSeq, a predicted model, not a curated record